AUGUCUUUAAACGCAGACUUCGAUGACUUAGAGGAAGGAGAGAUCGAAGACAACAACACCUAUGAUGUCAGGUUUGGCCACAAUUUGGCCGCAAAUGAGACCACAGUUGCCAACGACAGACAUCUGAAGACGUAUUCACCGAUAUUUCAGUCGGUGUUAAAUGAGAGCCAAAACUCUUUGUUUGGUUUAAGUGAUAUCGACCUCAGGUUUGACCGAAACUCCAAUUCAUUCAAUGAUUGUGACGAUAGACUCGUUGGUGGCAACGCUUCCAUGCCUCCAACCAAUGCUUUGCUUCCGACACCACUCAUGCCUUUAAGACAUUUACCAUCCAUUCAUUCGUUUCCACCACCGAUUGGACCACCGAUUGGACCACCGAUUCAGCGCUUCGAUGGCCUUCAUUAUCCUCAUCCGACACAACAGUCUCUUAGUCCUAAUCAAUGUCCGCCACAAUCAGUGCCAUUCAUAUCCGACAGUAUUCACGCGUCUGAACCCAAAAGUGUCACCUCUUUUGUGAUCCCAAACUCUGAUCACUCGACCAUUCCGUUCAUUUGCGACCCAAACGACACUCAAAUGCAAACCAUUACUUCAGAUGAAAGAACUGAGGAGUCAACGAUAGUCUUAGAGACGGCUAAUGACAUCGAAGAAGUAGAGAUGUCUGACCAGUCCAACCCUCCAGACCUGUCUCCAUAUGAUCCCGAAGAAGACAUCUCUAACUUAUGUCCACUUUCUCCCAAUCCCUUAGAGAAGCAAAGUGUCAAACAGAUGGAUAAUAAUGUGAAAUCACUUAAAACGAGUGAUAAGUGUCUGGAUUUUAACCCUAAGAGUAGUAAAAGGAGUGUAAGUGAAGAACAAACUGAAAGACUUAAACGUCUUUUAAAAAGUGAUACAUAUUUUAAAAGUGAUAAAAUGGACAAAAGAAGUGACAAUAGAGUGAACAGAGGGUCGAAGCAAUCGACUGCUCAGAGAAGCAAUAAAUCCAAAGAAUCUGUUUCUCCGGUUCGCAAGUCUUCGUCCAAACGUGUGAUUCACAGCAAAUUGUGUCACAAAAGUGGUCAUAAAAGUCGGCGAAAAGUGAAACGAAAUGCUAAGAGACAAGUGAUUACACAAUAUUCAGACCAGAGAUAUAGUAAUGUGAGACCAAAGUCGAGGAAUAAUAUGAAUGAGUCGUCGUAUGAGGACUUACUCGAAGAAUACGAGCGAUUGAAAGAACAGCUGAAGGAAUUGGAAGACUACGAGAAACCCGACGAUAAGGUUAUGACAGUUAUUGAUAGAGAAGAACAGGAGAACAUUGAAAAGCUUGUCAAAUGUGAUGACAUGUUUGGAUUGGAUACUGAAGUGAAAGAGAAUCGCGAAGAGAAUGAUGAAGAAGUAGAAGAUGACGACGAGCUUGAGUUGAGACGUUUGGCUCUCGCGUCCAAAAAGAAGAAGCAAAUCGAAGAACAAGAGAACGAAGAGCUCAGACUUCGACAACAACUCCUUCAGUCGCUGUUCAGAUCGAAAGCAAAGGCAGAACAAGAGGUGAACCGAAAGAAUAAUAAAGACGAAGAAGUGAAUGAAUUGAUUGCAGAGAAUGUCAUGAUUUCAAGCGAACACAACUCCAACACAGAAUCCAUUCCUGAAACCCGUAUUGAAACGCAAACUUUGGUUAAUAUGAGUUCGGAAACUGAAAACAUGACAAAACCCACGGAACAGUUGCCUCUCAAACCAAUUCCUAAACUUAUUAUCAAUUUUGGAGACGAUUCCACUGAUGAGGAACUGGACGUCCGCGACAACACCUCUAAUGUGCCGAAAGGAUUGGACUUUUUCCUACGACAGGCGCGCCUCAGAUCAGAACCAAACAAAAAGUCUGUCCAAUCACUGCCUGUGCUGUCGAUUACAAGACAGAGAGAACUCCAGGAAUUAAAGGCUGAAAUCCUGCGAAGAGAACAAAACCAAAUCAAUGAUAAAAAACUUAAAGAAAACGAGUCUUUAUUGAAAUCAUCGAACGAGAGAUUAGUUGAAAGGAUUUCAAAGAGAAAUUUACUCAAAAAUCGAGUGAUAUUAAAGAGGAAUGCCUUACGAAAGGCACAGAUACAGGCGCGCAAAAUGCAAGAGGCCUUCAUCGCGGCCACGCGUGUCGUUUCGACCACCGCUUCAGAGUUUCAUUCGUUUAAUGAUGAGCUCAAGAAUAUUGAAAAAGAUGUCAAACAAGAGGUUCAGAAUAUCACUAACUAUAAGAAAGAAUGUUUUCGAAUGGGAACCAAAUUGAAAGGAAACGCAUAUAAGUUGCCUACCGGUGCCUCCUUUAAGCGAUCUAAUAGUUUAAGCUCUUCUGUAAGUCCUAACAAAAAAGAGUCCAAAUUAGAAGCGAAUAGUCCCUCGAAGGAGGAUAUGGCCGACCAUAAGAAACGCUUACAACAGGAACUGAUGCAGAAGUUAGAGAAUUGUUCCAAACUAUUGAAUCUGAAAAAAGCCAAUCUUUUGAGGCCUUCGUCGCCGAACCCUUUUGUCCUGAAAGCCGUUCAAAGUCCUGAACCAAAUAACGACAAAAAUGAAUCACAAAAAAUUCUGCAAACACUCGUUAAAGACUUACUCAAAGUGUAUUCAAUUGACUCUUUGAUGUCUUACGAGUGUUUUCUGGAGAAUAUGUUUUCCUACAAAUGUCACAACAAUUUUCAUGUAAAUAUUCCUGAAAUGGAUUCUCAGCUAUCAGUCGAUUACAAAGCAAAUAGUUGUGACAAUUCUUAUGACAGCGUUCUCUCGCAUUUACAUUCCUAUCGUCUCAUUGAGAAUCAGCCAAAAAAGAUCAGUUCUGAUCACUGGACCAAUAAUUUGAAUCCAUUGCAAGAGAUCUGCAAAUUUGAUUUGUUGGGCUCUUGUAAUGACGAGAAGUGUUUGGGACAACACAUCGAUAAAAGUCUAUUGAAUGGCACCAAUAAAAUGGUUGAUCUGUUGUUAUAUGAGCCAAAGUUAGCCGGAAUUACAUCAGAAAUUCCUGAACGAAUUGAUGGCGAGUUGUUUGAAGCAAUAAAACAAAAAUUGCAUCAAUUCUCACAAAAACUCGUUGAUUCCAAUCCGAAGCUGUCAUUAGAGACUCACUGCAGAAGAAUUGCCGAACAGAUUAGAAAACUAUCGAAACCAUCAGUUGUAUGUCUGUUGACGCGAAGAAUUCCCAAAGUGUUCAAUACAUCUAAAAUAGACAUACCUUUUGAUGAUCUCAAGUAUCGGUUUAAUAUUAAGGACAAGACAUUAGUUAUAAAUCAAACGAAAAUAUCUGAAUUGAAAUUAUCUGCCGAUCCGGACAUUUACAUAAAGAAUCGUUUCUUUGCACCGGAAGGGGUGCCCAUUAGUGCACAACUCGAGACUACUCUGGCCACAGAUCCGCAUAAUAUCCAGUUGUGGAUAAAACUGGCGUAUUAUCACAUCAGCCGCUGCUCUGACAACAACUCUUCCGACUCUAUCGAUAGUGCUCUCAAUGUUUUGUCGCGCGCUUUGGAGAACAACUCAACCGAACCGGAACUCUAUGAACACUAUCUCUUCAUUUACUCGAAUCGAGUCGUCAGGAAAGGCGAGGACUCGAAGUUUAACUUAAAGACCAUUUGCACGAAAGCAGUCCAACACUGCCCUCACUAUAGGAUUCCAGUCAUGACCACAAGAAUCAGAAUAUAA
Molecule: messenger RNA, 3648 nt
Organism: Oppiella nova
Lineage: Eukaryota; Metazoa; Arthropoda; Arachnida; Sarcoptiformes; Oppiidae
Source: the annotation of a GenBank genome assembly